Molecule: messenger RNA, 2138 nt
Organism: Micropterus dolomieu (smallmouth bass)
Lineage: Eukaryota; Metazoa; Chordata; Actinopteri; Centrarchiformes; Centrarchidae
Gene: lhx3
Product: LIM homeobox 3
Exons: 6
Coding region: 46-1272 (408 amino acids)
Biological process (GO): neuron differentiation; regulation of transcription by RNA polymerase II
Cellular component (GO): nucleus
Molecular function (GO): DNA-binding transcription factor activity, RNA polymerase II-specific; RNA polymerase II transcription regulatory region sequence-specific DNA binding
Source: RefSeq, a predicted model, not a curated record
ACGAACAAGGCAGAGAUGCAUUGAUGUAAGCGUAAAUCAUGAGCAAUGGAUGGACAUGAUGAGCGCAACUCUCCAAAAGAGGCACCAAAUAACACGGAGAUGCUCCUUGCGUUGCUGUCGCACAGUGAGGAGCUACGGAAAGAAAUCCCAAUGUGUGCAGGCUGCAACCAGCACAUCGUGGACCGCUUUAUCCUCAAAGUGCUGGAUCGCCACUGGCACAGCAAGUGCCUGAAAUGCAGCGACUGCCAGGCGCAACUGGCGGAGAAGUGCUUCAGCAGGGGCGACAGCGUCUACUGCAAAGAGGAUUUCUUCAAAUUCGGGACCAAAUGCGCAGCCUGUCAGCAGGGGAUACCGCCCACACAGGUGGUGAGGAGAGCGCAGGACUUCGUCUAUCACCUGCACUGUUUUGCCUGCAUCGUGUGCAAGAGGCAGCUGGCCACGGGUGACGAGUACUAUCUGAUGGAAGACAGCAGGCUGGUCUGUAAGGCCGACUACGAGACCGCCAAACAGAGAGAAGCAGACUCGACCGCAAAAAGGCCACGAACAACCAUCACAGCUAAGCAGCUGGAAACGCUGAAGAACGCUUACAAUAACUCUCCCAAACCUGCCCGCCACGUCCGGGAGCAGUUAUCAUCAGAGACGGGGCUGGAUAUGCGGGUUGUGCAGGUUUGGUUUCAGAACAGGCGAGCUAAAGAGAAAAGGCUGAAGAAAGACGCUGGUCGGCAGAGGUGGGGGCAGUACUUUCGCAACAUGAAGAGGUCACGAGGGAGCUCCAAAUCCGACAAGGACAGCAUCCAGGAGGAGGGCAUGGACAGUGACGCUGAGGUGUCCUUCACAGAUGAACCACCCAUGUCAGAGAUCGGCCUCACUAACGGCAUCUACAGCAGCCUGAGUGAAUCCUCUCCAGCCAUGGGGGGCCGCCAAGGGGGCAACAACCACAGCUCCUUCUCCCUGGACCAUGGUGUACCUCCCUCUCAAGACCAGUUCCACGACAUCCGCUCCAACAGCCCCUAUGGCCUUCCUCAGUCACCGGGGUCACUUCAGGCGCUACCCAGACAUCAGCCUCUCAUCUCCAGCUUGGUCUACCCCGACACGGGCCUUUCUAUCAUGACCCAGGGCAGCGGGCCCGGGAUCAACCCUGCCGUGAGAGUCUCCAUGGGGGCUGCCAACGGCCCCACCUCGGACCUUUCCACUGGCAGCAGCGGAGGAUACCCAGACUUUCCUGCCAGUCCUGCCUCCUGGUUAGAUGAAGUGGACCACGGGCAGUUUUGAUUGGUCAAGCAAAGAAAUUUGACUUUGGGGAUUUGGGUUUUUCUGUGUCUUCUGUUGAAUUUUAGGAAUUGGAAAAUAGUCACACAGUACAGUGAUUGUGUAAAGGACUGGACUGCUGUCUUUGUAUCUCACCAAUGUAUCAUUUACAGGACCUAUCAAUUUCUGUGAGCUGGACAGAAGGAAGGUGGAAAAUAUCCUUCAUUAAAAAGCACUUGGCCUAACAAACUUUCCUUCAGCAGUAAAACCGUAUGUAAAGCAAGAAAAUCUGUCAACAAUUUUCAGUUUUCAGAUACCACUAUAAGCUUUUUCAGAACAAUGUAGAAACCACAGACAAGAGACUCAGACAGUUUAGAUGUCAACCAUUUGGAUUUUCACCCCCUCCACAUUCUCAUCCCUCCCAGUGCUCUUUGUUUUCUACUCUGUGUUCAGAUUCAGAAUUCAGUUCAACGUUCAGAGUCUUUAAAUGUCUGGUUGUUGCCAAAUGUCUAUAUAUAUAUAAUGGUUUACCAUUGUGGAGACUUUAUUUUUAUACAAACCCCUUCUUGGACAUGAAUAAGAACCCAGGUAUGAGGACUUUGUACAUUCUUAAACAGGGAUAUAGGCAAAAAUGUAGAUGUUGUCUUAAAUGGUACCUCGGGGUCCAAUUACUUCUAUGCAUUUGUGUGUUCUCGGAUGUAUCUCGUUCGUUUUGUUCUACCAAAAACAACCCCAAGGAAGAACUGCUGUAGCACCCGGGGUCUGAUGUAUAUGUUUGUUUAUGUGGAAAAUGUUUUAUGUCUUAUUUAUUCCUUCUGGUAAUGACGGUGAUGAUGAUGAUGAUUCCUGAUUAAAUGACAGGACUUUAAUAAAUUUGUCACCAAAAUCAA